Molecule: messenger RNA, 2168 nt
Organism: Hypanus sabinus (Atlantic stingray)
Lineage: Eukaryota; Metazoa; Chordata; Chondrichthyes; Myliobatiformes; Dasyatidae
Exons: 8
Coding region: 102-908 (268 amino acids)
Biological process (GO): protection from non-homologous end joining at telomere; interstrand cross-link repair; double-strand break repair via nonhomologous end joining
Molecular function (GO): damaged DNA binding; 5'-3' DNA exonuclease activity
Source: RefSeq, a predicted model, not a curated record
AGGAGUCGGUGCAUGAAGGAAGCGUGAACUCUAAUAGACAGUAACCGCCUUAAUCACUUUUCUUGUGAUCGCAUGCCCCUUUUGGACAUUGUUGAUGUGGAAUGCUGCAAGACCGAUUCACUGAUUUAUGGGUGGACAGCAGCGGCAGACAGCAAGGGAGCAGGGUGGCCUUGAUCGUAGCAAGGAAUAAGCCACACGUCACGGUGUCGCCUGAUUACAGCACCAGGAGAGGGGCAGCAAAGCAGGUGGAGGAAAGAUUGAUCCACCCACUUGAGAUAGGAGAGAGUCACCUCUUAUAUCUUGUUGAAGUUGGAAAAGAGACCAUGACUGUGACAUUGAUUGACAGCAAUCACUGUCCUGGCUCUGUCAUGUUCUUGUUUGAUGGCUAUUUUGGCACAAUUCUAUACACAGCAGUUUUUGCUCCAGAUUCCAAUAUCUGCCGUCCUACUCUGCUCCUGCCAGUCCCCAGGGUCCGGACAGACUCGCCAUCCCACGCAGGCGGCAGAAGGGAAUACCCCCGCUAUAGACGUCCACAGCGCCGCCCGACUCAGCCUCGCAGACGCAGCACACACCGAAAGCGACGUGACCGCAGCGGACUCCGAGUCCGUCGAACCUCCGAGCCGACGACCAUCCUCUCCGGCACAGCUUCUCGAGGACCAUCCUCUGCCAAGCGUAUUAACACAGUCCCGCCAACGGCCAUCGGCAACGCGACCCCGAGGACUGGGGGCCUGUUCUUCCCAGCAGAGUCCCGGACCUCGCAGCAGCAACGAAUCCCAGAAUCAAACAGCAAGCAUAUCCUGUCAGAUACAAAGACCGGACCAAAUCCCAAAAUUGAGUUGGUUGUCGGUGGAAAACACGAUUUUAAACAAAGUCAAAGUCAAUUGAAGAAAAAAAAUGGAAUCCGUUAACUCCACCAGAUGUGUGGGGAUUGAAAUUUGCAACAAAAGCUCGAGCAAACUUUUAACUGAACCUCAGAAGAUUAAAGAGAAUUCGUCCUAAUACCAUCCCGUGUGGCAAUGUGUCCAGCUUCAUUUCAGAACUGCUUUGGAAUUUUUCACUUUAUUGAGAGUAUUCCCACUUUUAAAUACAAGGACCAACAUUUGCAGUGGCGAAGUGCACACGUCACCUCACCGCACCAUUCACCAGGGACAGAAAGAAAUGAGCAUCUUCAAAAAGUGUGCAUACUCAGUCUGCGGCGUUGCCGGGUUGCUGAGCUACCAUCUUGGUAACACCCAGAUCUCCGUGCUGGUUUCCAACCCUUACAACCGCUACAUGUACAACAUUGAGUAUACUCUGUAUGUCCCCGACAAAAUCACUCCGACUGACUGCAAUUUCUAUAAAAAGAUGAAAAACGAACUAAUGGAAUCGGCUUCCUUCACCAAGACAGCGCUGGGAAAGGGUAACCCAUCUCUGAACAUCACAAAUAAGGGUAUAUAUGUUUGAGCCACUAUAUCUAAUAAGCAGAAAGUGAUUCUCAAAAUAGAUAUCAGAGGUGAUUAAGUUAACUCUCUGUUAAACCUCAUAGAGUUCAUGAUAGUUACAAAUCUCUGCAUAGUGAAGCCGCGUUACCAGGGUUACCAUUAAAUUCAUUCGAUCACCCCUCCUUUCAUAUAAUCUGUAAUCUUUUUGUUAUUGUUUCUCAUUUCUUUCUUUAAUGUAAUGUACUAUCAUGACUACAGUGGCUAAAGCCAAUAACUCAUUCCAUUUUCUAUUACCUCAGUGCUUGAAAAGUAAAUAUUUUAACUUCUUAUGUUAUGAAGAACAGUUUAAGGUUUAUUGGUAUCUUGACAGCUUUAAUAACAUUUCCAAAAAUACGAAAACAAUAAUGUUCCAACGGUACUGCUUGUUUCAUUUCGCUUAAUAAUUAAUAAAUAAUUCACAGGAAGAACUUAUUAAUACCACACUGAUGAAACCAUUCAGCUCACACAAAAGAGAAUGUACUAUGUGGCAGGAAUAAAUGACUGGCUAGUGAAUUCAUUUUUCAGUGUAUUUUAUGUAACCAUGACAAGCACUGCACUGUAAUACAAAGUCCAAGGGUUGUUUGGCUCUUCACUAGAGAUAUCUUUCAAUGUUAUUCCACUGAAGGUAGAAGUGGGAGAUGUAGAUCAGCUUUGGAAUUAUGCACAGUUUAGAUGCAUGUCGAAGUAACUGUCAUCACCAAUAAUAAA